This is a messenger RNA of Octodon degus (degu), 354 nucleotides long. RefSeq names its product histone H2A-Bbd type 1-like. The record is from RefSeq and is a predicted model, not a curated record. Bases 1 to 354 code for a protein of 117 amino acids. Gene Ontology annotation, cellular component: nucleosome. Gene Ontology annotation, molecular function: DNA binding; structural constituent of chromatin; protein heterodimerization activity. NCBI's taxonomy places the organism in Eukaryota, Metazoa, Chordata, Mammalia, Rodentia, Octodontidae. The transcript has a single exon.
AUGACUGGGAAGAAAAGAGGAAGGAAGUCUUCAAAGCCCAGAAAAAGGGCAGUUUCCCGCUCCUCAUGGGCAGAACUCCAGUUUCCCGUUAGCCGAGUGGAGCGAUACCUGAGAGAAGGUGGCUAUGCGCAGCGACUGUCCUCUGCCACACCAGUUUUCCUCGCUGGCGUCCUAGAGUUUCUGACAGCUAACAUCUUGGACCAGGCUGGUAAGGAGGCUCAGAACAAACACAAGAAAUGCAUCGCCCCUCAGUACCUGGAAACUGUGAUAGAGAGCAUCCAGCAGCUCCAUCCCCUUAUGGGAGAUGGCACCAAGUCUCUGCUUGACCAGAUGGUCCACGUCAAGAACAAGUAA